Molecule: messenger RNA, 9300 nt
Organism: Paramuricea clavata
Lineage: Eukaryota; Metazoa; Cnidaria; Anthozoa; Malacalcyonacea; Plexauridae
Source: the annotation of a GenBank genome assembly
AUGCAGCGUCAGCGAAAGAACCCUUAUACUGCUGCUGCACUCUUGGCGAAUGAGAAACGAAAAAAUGGUGCUUUCUGUUUGAAACAACAUGCCCACAAAGACAGUCCAGGAGUAAGGGAUCAAAAAACACGUAAGACUUUAGCACGUAAGUUUGGCAGAUGUUUUAAAUGCUUAGAUAAAGGUCAUAUACAUGUAGGGCUAAUACUUGUAGCGUAUCAACCAAGUGUAAGAAUUGCAAUGACACAUCAGGUUACCCUGUGUGAUAAUGACAACAAGGAAACUAUGCAUGAGGAAAUAAGUAAAGAUAUAACUAAACAAGACCCUUAAAUUUAUGUAUCUAAUCCUACCAAUUUGCAUGUAGGAAUUGGUGGCCUGGUCGCCUUGCAAACUGCGCGCGGGGGGGAGAAAGGGAGGCUAAGGUACGGGUACUGUUUGACGCGGGAAGUCAUCGCUACUUUGUGACUUUGAAAGCAGCUAGUCUCGUUAAUCCCAAGGGUUUAAGACGGGAAUUGUUAGGCAUAAAUACGUUCGGUCAGAAAUGUACCAGGUCCGAACAAAGGGAUGUGGUCGAAUUAAAGCUUAAAGCUCUUUAUCGUUUGGCGAUAAAUUUCAUAUUUUUUCAUUCAAUUGCUUCCGAUGUAAAUAUCUCAACGAGUAUUUACCCCCCUUUAAAACGGAAACCACCGUUGAAAUCCUCAUAAAAUAACCUUUCGAACGGGGGGUCAAAUGCCGUCAUAACAUUACACAAACCAAAAAUUUUACUCACCGCUUGGCCAAAUAUUUUGUAUUUCAUAUCCAGAAAAUCUUGAAUAUCUCUUGAAUUCCUCGGAAUUCCCCACAAGUCAAUCUGAAUGAAAUACUCCUUGUAUUCAAGCGCUUUCGUGUGGAAAAUUUCGUUUGAAUACGGCCAGUAGAAAUAUAUUUAUUUUAAAUUUUUCAAAACAUUGGGUUUUUACUCACACACGCCCGCCACACGCUAAAAUUGGCCAAUAAGGAGCACCCGUAGCCGAUGCACGUGCAAAUCACACUGCAGGUGUAAUUUGACCUUUAGAAUCGAUUCCGACGAUUCGAUCGAUUCCAUGGGAUUUAAACAACGCAAUGUUUUGGCAGAUCUAAAGUGUAUUUCCGGUCGAACAGCCGUCCAAAGCUUCCACUUGCCAGGAAAUUUCCUGGCAAAAGGAAAUAUUGGGCUCUGCACUUAACAACGUCCGAUUUCAACGAUGCCUCACUCCAGCAUGUGCAAUACUUAAUCUAGAUCUGAUCACAUUCCCUGAUGCAUCCCGAAAGGCCUUUGGAUCGUGUACCUAUGUUAGGUGGAAAUUGAUGGUUCCUACUUAUGCCCUAACGAUAUCCUACCUGGUAGAGCAACCAGUACAAUCCCACAAGAUCCAUUCCGACAGAUGGAAAACCCACGCCAUAGAUUUGAAUUUUGCCAACGAAUUGUCGAGGAAAAAGUGGUCGAGAGACGUACUACCACAACUGGUUCCAAGAAAAAAGUGGAAUACUGAAUCGCGAAACGUUAAAGUGAUUGACUGCGGGGUAUUGGCGGAUCCAAACACACUAAGAGGUAAAUGGGAAACUGGAAGAGUAAUAGUCCAAGUCUUUCCGGGACAAUUUGGAUUGGUAAGAAAUGUGAUGAUGAAGUUACGGGAGGUACUUAUUCACGUCCUAUAAGCAAGGUUGCGGUUAUAUACUCAGUUGAAGGCUACGAAGACGAUUGAAGGAAGAAAUGGGAAUUCUCCCAUUGCCGGGUGGAAUGUUACGUUGAUUUGACUAAAAUCACAUGACGUACGUGGAAUAUGUGUUGUCGCCCGCGAUGAACAGAAAAAAAAGCGCGCGAAUUGAAGAAGCCACUUGGCGUUGAACGUUUAAAGUACGUUGAAAGUAAUGUAAAAGAAACGCUAAAUAUUAAUGUUUUAAGCCGUGAGAAUUUAAGUUUGGUUUAUGGGUUAUAAAGUUUAUCGAAGUGACAGUGGUUUGGACAAAGGUAAAUGUGAAGAAGUGUAUUCUGUAACCUAAAAUAUUACACUUAUAAUGUAAACAUAGUCGUAAUUUUCUUUGUUUUCUUUCUUUAUCUUAUAUAGCUUCAGAUUAUAUACUUUAUGCAGAUUUGUUCGUAUAAUUAAAUAAUAAGGAAACCAAACCGUUGUUGUUGUUGUUGUCUAUUGUCGCCUACGCCAUCGGUCCAAUACACGUGGCACGUGCGUGCGAGUAAAAAUCCGAUAUAUUGAAAAAUUUUAAAUAAAUAUUUCUACUCUGUGGCGUAUGUAAACGACACUUUGUAUAUGAAAGCGCUUGAAUACAAGACGUAUUUUACUCACAUUGACUAUGAGAAAAUUCCGAAAAGUUUAGAAGAUAUUCAAGUUUUUUCUCGAUUUGAAAAUGAAAUAAAGAAUGUUUGGCCAAGCGGUGAGUAAAUAUGUGAUUGUUUUGGUUUGUUUAAUGUUUUGACGGCAUUUGAACCCCGCCCCCAGGAUCCAAUGGCGCUUUUCGAUUUGAAGGGGGGAAAUACUCGGUGCCGUGCUCGGUGCGAUAUUUACAAUUAGAAACAAAAUAAAAAUCGUAAAAAUGUAAAAUUUUGAAUUGAGGCGUGACGAGAAAUUAACCCAUUUACUGGCAGUACUCUACCCACUGACGAGUUCAAUUGUCUGGCGUUGAUAGACAGUAAAUUAAAUACUAAAGUAGGAUGCAUUGCCAGCUAAUGGGCUAAUAACAGACAUUGUAACUUAAGAUAUGUACCUUUUAUCUUAAGACGAUUAAAAGAUUGAUUGAUUGAUUGGCAGAUGUGUUUGUUAACCUAUUUACUAUGAGGUCAUUGUGUCAAAAGUAAACUUCCCUUUAGAGAAUUGUCUAGAAGUAUAAACUUUUGCAUUCAGUUCAUGUGCCAAAAAGGCAGCACUUUCCUUGCGAUAGUAACUCCUAGUGAUUGAUUUGCACCAUAGGCUCCCGAAAAGGUGACUUUUAUUUUUUUAAAAAAAUCCAUACAAUUGUAUUCUUGUCUAUUGCACCAUAGGACGUAUGUCGUCAUUUUCAGGUCAGUGUGAACGCCUGAGCAGGCGUCUUGUUUUUUUAGAAAAAAAUUUGUAACUUUCUGAAAUCGUAUUUUCGUGCAUUUUAAUUAUAUUUUACUAUAUAUUUUCAACUUAACUGAAAAUUUAGCUAAAUAUAGUCAAGUGGCAAAACUGGAAAAUAUCGGUGUAUACAAUUUAAUACACUUCUUUAAUAUGAUCUUUCACUUGUAAUUGCGUAAGGUCAACAAUUGUUGUAGUGUACUAUUGAAUACCAAGAUUCUGUUGGCAUCUCAGUGAUCUCACUCAAUUGAAUAAUAAUUGAAGGGUCUUGUAGAUGGCAAUUAUCGAGUGGAAAUUUAUAUACAUUUAUUAAACCUAACCAGGAACAGUUGCGAAAAAUGCAACUAUGGCCCUGCGAUUCUGGUGCAGCGCUCUAACGAACUCGGAUUCUAUUGUGGUGCAGUGCUGUAUUAUAACGAUAACAGUGCAGUGCUGUAACGUCGUUUACACAAUAAAGCUACGCCUAGCAUUCUGUUAUCUAUGAUGGUGUUACCGGUAUCAACUACAGACCACAAACCACUACGCGGCUACGGUAUUAAUAAAAUUGCUGUAAGCGUAAUGUAGGGUAUAAACCGCGGCCAAAUAUCUACAUACACUGAUACACUAAUUGUAAGUCUAAAUUGGUAUAUAUAUAUAUUUUUUAUCUCGAUAUAAGUGCUCCUGUUUCAAUGCAUCAAGCAGAUGAUCAUUAACGACUCAUGAAUUGGUAGUAAAUAAUACGCUCAUACUUUAUAUCGCAGAAAGAUGCUAGAAAAGACAUACAACUCUAACUGCUGCCUUCUUCUGCCAAUCAGAAACCAGGAUUUCUUGUAUUAAAUAUUGUAGCAGCUCAAGCCUUCGGCAGAUAGCAGGAGUGACACACAAGUCGCGUGCAAAUCAAUAUAUUACCCGGAAAUGAGUUGUUGCAGAGUUGCACGCUAAUGAAAAUAAUUUGCUUUCCUUUUUAUCAUGAAGUUCUACAAAAGUUAAUUUAACUAAGAAACUUUCGCAUACAAUGCAUGGAAAAGGCUUGAACAACAUGAACAAAGUCUAUAUUAAUGCACCUAUCAAUGUUAGGCCAGCGGGGGGGGGCAACAAGGGGGUGGGAAUUGACAUUCAAACAAAGUUUUGUGUGAAAUUCCCUUCCUCAGGGAUUCAAGUGCUGGUCAAAUCUAUGGUACCCAGGGGCAACUAAAACUGUUUUAAAGAGAUUUCUCAAACUGAAUAAUUCAUAAAGGAAGUAUAUUAAAUCUGUAUUCAGUCAUAGGAAGAAAAUGGCCAUUUUUCGCCAAAUUUAUUCUCGAUUUUCUUUUGAAGCAUGGAUUCGUUUGAGAAGGCAUAUCCAACAAUUGCAAAAGUUCUUCCUUUGAUUUCUAAAUUUGGACAGUCUCACGUCAUGUAUUUAACCUGCUUGUCUGUAUUUAGAUAUCGGAGAGAAACACUUGUUCAUGUUGAAUAUAUUACAUGAAACAUUCAAAUAAUACAAUUUAAUUUUUGAAACAACUUGUUUAUUAAAGAACAAAGUAUUCACAUCUCAACAAAUAAAUGUUCAUACAAUACAAGACUAAAAAAGUUUCAUUUGUGAUGAAUGUUAAAAAGCCAUUCACGGAUAUUAAAAUAAGAAAAAUCAACACUUUAUACCGUAUUCAGUAUUCACCGCCAUUUUCCAGAACUGACGGCACGUAAUUUGGUGACAAAAUUCAUCCCAGAUGUACUUGAGAUCCCACUGUGUCACUGUUCAUUAUAUAUGCAAAAUGACAAAAAAAAUUAAAAUUUGUCACAGGGCUUGAAAUAACAGCCGAUUAUUUCAAGCCCUUUUGACAAGUACCUUUGCCUCCGGGACUGUACUGAUCAUCAAACUCACCGGAUAUACUUUCUCGUCAAAUCCCGCCACCCUUGCCCCCCCCCCCGGCCUAACAUUGAUAGCUGCAUAAUUCAAAGUCAUACAUAAACAAAUGAAACAAACUUGCCCUACACUUUUAGAUUUCUGAUACUAAAUCAAUUCUUAUAAAUGUUUACGUUAUUUGAAAAAAAAAGUUUUACAAUUUAUUAUGUGAAACGAUUUUCCAAGCUUUCUUACAUGUAUUUUUUAUUUUUGCCUUCUUCACUCCUGGCAUAUUUUGAGAUCAGUGAGAUGACCACCCAUCCAACACCGAACCACGCACGGUAACCCACGCCCGCGAUCAAUUAAUGCUUCCGUUUCCCCGGGUGUAAAUAGCCGGGCGGAGUUAGUACCGUCGCCCGGGCUAAGGCCCGGAACGGCGCUCCGCGCCGUUGGCUCGGGGAUAAAUUUCAUACAAUUAAAUUAAAAUCUUUGUCCAAAGGCACUGAUUUUUAUUUUUAGUAGCUCGUAUAUGAAACGCCGAACAUGCAUGCAUGGGGCCUGCCAUUCUCUCUGAAAAAUUUAAAAUCUUUUCGGAGUUACCAUAAAUACCGACACCAUUAUUUUGAACUUUAAUCAGAUAGUAUUUUAAAGAUUUUAUUCAGUGCAUUCACUUCAUCUAUAAGUUGUAUAGUUUCCUAAUUUCUAUUUCUAAUAUGUUUGAGGGCGCAAGAAUUUGUCAGCUAGUUAGUAUUAUUAUUGUUCUUGUUUUACAGAACAGUCAGCAAGAUUUCAUCACGAAAGACAACGUCGGCAAUCUCGAGAGCAACCUUCUGGCAAAUGUAGCUCCCAACGCUAUUGCACUGGGAAUGAGACUAUAUUUCGAGAUAAGAAUGAAAAUUAUUGCUCCUGUGACGAAGCUUGCUUUAAUAUUUUCUCCGAUUGCUGCCCAGACUAUGAAAGGCACUGCGGCCUGCAGGAAAAGCUGGAACCUGAACAACCAGCAUCGAUGUGGAAAUGUGUCGAAUUCAGUUGGUCUCCUACUUGGCCAUGUAAAAUUGAAGGAGUGACUGGAGUUUGGAUGAUUUACAAAUGCCCAGAACACCGAACUUUUGACGAAUUGAGAACAAAAUGUGAAAAUGGCCCAUCGGAAUUCUCGUACCCCAUAGAGGAUUUUAUUCCGGUCGUUGGAGUAAAUGGCGAAACCUUCCGGAAUAAGUACUGUGCUUUGUGCAAUGGAGUGGAAAAUUACACCAUGUGGAAUGUUGGUGUUUUCACGUACGUUAUACCUCCUGAAGAAUUCGACCUGGAUAUGAAGCUGAAGUUUAUCGAAAACAACGGGGGGACGAUUGAGCAUGUUUCACCACGGGGCGAGCAACCUCGAAGAUUUUGUUUUGGAAGAAAUUAUUUGGAUAACUGUAGUUCUGCAGACCCUAGAUUGUACAAGGCUUGCGUUGAAGGUCCGAUUGAAGUAGUCACAACUACAAGAAAUAAAUAUCUUUACUUUAAGAAUUUCGCAUGUGCGUUAUGUAAUGUGCAUCGUGACGCCGUCGAGUGGAAGACAGCUCAAGUAUGCAGCCCCAUACUGCCUGAAGGAUUUUCCGCCGUCUUUAACUUGGAGGGUAAAAAGACAACCACUAAUGUAGUGAGGAAGUUUUGUCCUUCUGGUACGGUUUACGAUCCUACCUUAAAGUUCUGUCGUAAAGGGUAUAUUAUUACUUCUAGCGGUGAACUAACCAACGAGUUUUUGAUACUGCUAUGGUUUAAGCAGUCUAAAGCCCGAAGCGUUACAGAAAUAAAUUCCAAGCUUGAAAAUGUCUUCAACUUAGCGUUGUCCUCCCACUUCUCGAUUCUAAGUAACCAAAUUUCACGAAUGACUUUCCAACAGCAAGACGAGAGAAACGCUUUACUCGUUGUUUCAUUUCGUUUAACAUUGACCCCAUUUCAAACCCUUAUAAUGGCCAACCAAAACAAAACCAGCUUAAAUGCUACACACGAAAACACUGCGUUCUUACUACUUUUAGACUCUAAAGGAAAUCUUACCCUAUUUUGGAAAAAUUUUACUUUCGUUGUGGUUAAAGUGAUUUCUGAACGACUUUCAUGCUAUGGGGAAGAAAAACUUCAAUCAAAUGAAUACGAAAUUAAUAGGGAAAAUGGAACUCUUGUUGUCAAUAGAACGGGACAAGUAUUUUUACUUCAAGAUUAUACUUUAUUUGAAGAAAAUGGCGGAAACAUUACUUUAUGCCUUAAACUGGUCCUUUCAAAUUGCGAAGGCGCAUACGUGCCUUUAAGUCCAGACGAAUACGAGAUUUUCCCAAUUUGACAGUUUUUUACCGCGCAACAGGGGCAUUUAUCAACUUCGGGGAAUAUCUUAUUGAAGAAACUUUGAACAAAGACCAAAGUAGCACCUCAGCCUUGAUCUUAUCAAAUAACGUAACGAUAUCUGUAUGUUUGCCACUUGGGAAUAACUACACCGAAACUAAAACAGAUUAUAGCAAAACAAAGAUAAGCGAUGGGUUACGAAUUCUGACAUUAAUUGGUUUCAGCGUUUCCAUAAUCUGUCUGACUCUACUUUUGAUAACUUAUGGAUUGUUUCAAGAAUUGAGAACCGUUCCUGGAUUGAAUUUGAUGAACUUAAGCUUUUCAAUGUUACUGUCACAUCUUAUAUGGUUGAUAGGCACGACUCAUUUUAUUGGGACAGGAACAUGUAAAGUUUUGGCAAUUUUUGAACACUAUCUUUUCCAAGUUUCUUUUCUAGCCAUGUCUGUCAUAUCCUUUCAUUCUUGUCGUGCUUUUUCACGGCCUAUGGUUGGACGAAUCGCUAACAAACCUUGGCGGAGGUUUAUCAAAUAUUCAGCAUUCGUGUGGCUCACUCCUGCCAUUUUGGUCGCAAUGUGCGUCAUCUUGGACGAAACUGAGGCGUUCUCAGUAGAUUAUGGAACAAGCUGUUGGUUGGGAACUAAAAAUGCUAAGCUGUAUUUAUUCUUAUUACCCUUCGCUAUAUUACUUCUUUACAACAUCUGCACCUUCUCCCAGACAGCAGUCAGUUUAUCACGUCACGAGAAGAACAGGAGGACCUUACAACUUAAAGAAGGAAAGCAAAAUCUUCUCAUCUGCACAAAACUUGCAUCGUUGGUUGGAUUCCCUUGGUUGUUUGCGUUCUUUGGCGUGCUGUUUCCUGAUGUAGAAGCAUUCGAAUAUUUGUUUGUUGUUUUUGUUUGCUUACAAGGAUUGUACAUUGCAAUGGCGUUUCUAUUCAAUAAGAAAACGCUGAAAUUUUAUAAGGAUCGGUUCAACAUCCGCAUCAUUGGAAAUACAUCUUUCAAUACCACACCAACUUUCCAAAUGACAUAAUGAAAUGGUAGUAUCGAAGUCCAGUUAGCUGCAACUGUCAACUAUAGUCUGUUUGUUUGAAUGCUGUAAGGCUGAGCAAUAGUUGGUUAUACCUUCAUGUUUCGCACACGAGAGAGUUAAGUUUACAUUGGGUGAAGAUCAAAGAUAAAUUAUUCGUGCGCGAAACAUGAACAUGUCACCCCAUUGUCUACAUCGAAACGGAAAUCGAGAAAGAAUAUUGGCGUUGGAGCCGAUCGGAUUAUACUAUAGUAUUGUAUUGUACUAAGUCAUAUAGUAUAGUGUUGUACUAAGUCAUGCGUAUACGCAUGAUCGCACAUACCAAAACUGUCCGCGCGUAAACAAUCCAGUCGAAGACUGAGUAGUAGCCUUAAUUUAAAUGUAUUUUAUUUAACUUACAUUUAUUGCCACUGAUUUUUGGGAGACCUACGGUUUGAUUAAGGGCAUGAGGUAACGAUAAUUAUCACACAAAAUCAUGCAUAAGCUAUAGUGGUAUUUAAAAAUUAUCUUGAUAUUUAAAAAUAAACUUAGCCUGCGCAGCAGCUGGUUUUUGUGUACGAUUUGCGGGCCGGAAGAUCAAGGCGGCUAUAGCUCCACGGAAGUAAACGUGCAUGGGGGCUAAUACCCCCCACGAGCAGUGGCGUGCUGGGUACUAUUUUUCUGGAGGGGCCAGUGGGCUGUCAGCCAAUAUGCGCCCCUAUAAUGUUACACUUGAUAAACGAGGGCCGAGUGCCGCAGGUGCAAGGUUUGUCUAGGGGGGUCCGGGGGCAUGCCCCCCAGGAAAAUUUUUGAAUUUAGAGUUUCUGAAACGCCAUUUCCUGGACUUUGGGGGAAGAUUUGACAGAAAUCUGAUGGUCAGGAAACGGCAUUCUAACUUGUCGAAAUUUGCAAUUUGGUUAGAAUUUAGUAGUAGUACUUAAAUUAUGCAAUGCUAACUACUUCCAGCGAUUAAUUUAAUCCCAAUUCUGUUCUCUACUGAUCUACUGUUCUGAGCACAUUUACAACUUAAAGCUCUUUUAUACAAUAACACACGCACCCCACGCAUAUGCAUUUUAAGGUUUCUUUGCCUGGCUGCCC